This is a messenger RNA of Amphibalanus amphitrite, 2721 nucleotides long. RefSeq names its product cAMP-dependent protein kinase type I regulatory subunit-like. Gene Ontology annotation, biological process: regulation of protein phosphorylation. The transcript is spliced from 9 exons. Gene Ontology annotation, cellular component: cAMP-dependent protein kinase complex. Bases 69 to 1187 code for a protein of 372 amino acids. Gene Ontology annotation, molecular function: cAMP-dependent protein kinase regulator activity. NCBI's taxonomy places the organism in Eukaryota, Metazoa, Arthropoda, Thecostraca, Balanomorpha, Balanidae. The record is from RefSeq and is a predicted model, not a curated record.
ACAAACGAAACGAAGGUGUGGAAGUGUAAACAACUUUCAGCACUGUGCUUGUGCAUUGUGCGAUCAAGAUGGCUGCGAACAUGGACGAAGAUCAAAGCCUUCAUGAGUGCGAAAAUUACGUGCAAACUCACAAUGUACAACAAAUACUCAAAGACUGUAUCGUACAGUUAUGUGUCAACAGGCCUGACAAUCCAGUCAGCUAUCUGAGAGAGUAUUUCCAGAAGUUGGAGAGGGAGCAGGCUCGUGAGUCGCGGAAGCAGGCUGCCUCGCCGGAGGAGGGCGAUGACCUGUCACCACUGCCGGCCCAGGUCACCGGACCGGUCAAACGGCGCGGUGCCAUCUCGGCAGAGCCGGUCACAGAGGAUGAUGCUACCAGCUAUGUCAAAAAGGUCGUGCCGAAGGACUAUAAGACGAUGGCUGCGCUCAGCAAGGCCAUCGCCAAAAACGUACUCUUCUCGCACCUGGACGAGAAUGAGAGGUCGGAUAUGUUCGACGCCAUGUUUGCUCAGACGUUCCUCAAGGGCGAGACCAUCAUCCAGCAGGGCGACGAAGGCGACAACUUCUACGUCAUCGACUCCGGCGAGGUGGAGGUGUACGUGGACGCUGAACAAGUGACCACCAUCUCGGAGGGCGGCAGUUUCGGCGAGCUGGCGCUCAUUUAUGGCACGCCGCGCGCCGCCACCGUGCGCGCCCGUACCGACGUCAAACUGUGGGCCAUUGACCGCGACACCUACCGGAGGAUUCUGAUGGGCUCCACCAUCCGCAAACGCAAGAUGUACGACGAGUUCCUGAGCAAGGUCUCCAUUCUGGAGAACCUGGACAAGUGGGAGCGUCUCACUGUAGCCGACAGUCUGGAGCCGGUGUCAUUUGACGACGGGAAGGCGAUCGUGCGCCAGGGCGAGCCGGGUGACGACUUCUUCAUCAUCGUGGAGGGCACGGCGGCUGUGCUGCAGCGUCGGACCGAGGACGAGCCGGCGGUGGAGGUCGGACAGCUCGGGCCCUCCGACUACUUCGGCGAGAUCGCUCUGAUGCUGGACCGCCCGCGGGCGGCCACGGUGGUAGCGCGCGGCGCUCUGAAAUGUGUCCGGCUCGACAGGGCUAGGUUCGAGCGCGUGCUGGGACCCUGCUCGGAUAUUCUCAAGAGGAACAUCACCCAGUACAACAGCUUCGUCUCGCUGACGGUGUAAGUCUACUGCCGCCACGGCCCCUCCCGCUGAAGCCAGCGGAGGUGGCCCAAUCUGACAGACGGGCCGCGACCGAUGUAAAAUCAGUGACGUCAUCGGCCUGAAUCAGUGACGUCAUCGGCCGGCCGAUGGAACAUCUGUGACGUUCACGAGCGCGCGGGGCCUGCCACUGGAGCCGCGGAAUCGCGAGAUGUAGUCAAACGGUGAUUGUGCUAAACAGAUACUCUGGAGUAGCUGGGGUUAGUCUCCUUUCUAUACGAUAGAAAACGAUUAAUCAACUAGCUCGCGCGCGACGUAUGAAGUAGGGAGCAGCUCUGCCGAGUUAUGCGCGUUCCGCCGUGGUUCCGGGAUGGUUCCACCGUGGUUCCGCGGCUCCACUGGGAGGUUCUGCGUUGCUGCGGUCUGGCAGAAGCGGACGCCUUGCUAGCUAUCAGACGAUGAGGUGUGCCUACGCGAACCGCGACGCCGGGCGGCUGCUGCCACGGCCGUGUUUCAGAGGACCCUCGCGGUCAGGUGGAACAUGUGGGGAGAAAGUGGACGAAGGGUGGACACCGGUGGAUGAGAGCGCGAGUGGGGGUGGAGAGAGUGGGGACUGUGGUGGUUUGGGUUGGAUGGUGGGGGGUAAUGAGGCGUUGGACCUGUGUUGUCCUGGAGAUUGGAGUUAUCCUGGGAGGUGUGAAAUGAUUGGGGAGUGAUCUGGCGGUCAUCUGGAGUGAUUCAAGAGUGAUCUAGAACGAUCUGGAGUGAUCUGGAGUGACUUGGAGUGCAAUCUGGAGUGCGAUCUGAGAAUGGCGGGCGCGCUAGUGUCGAAUUCGACAGCUGCUAUUAGCACUGUGCAGUACGAUUGUUACAACGCCGCGACCUGUGCCGCCUGCCGGUGAGCCGCGCGGCGGCCGGCGCCGAGUGAGGCCUAUGUGGCGCACGCAUCGAUUGCCUUCGCCGCCGUCUGGCAGCGCAGGUGUGUGAGAUAUGGCAGCGCUGGUGGGAGAUGUGGCAGCCCGCUGGUCGGGCCGCAGCCGCGCGGCGAAGAGAGGAUUUGUACCUAGAUAGACUAAUAUUUAUUUACACAGUAUAUGUCGGACGAGUUGCCGACUCGGCGCGUUCCCGUUCGGUUUGGUAGUGCGCGCGUAUGGCACUGUGCGAGGAGCGCCGACUGGCAGCUGCCCGCCUGAGGACACCCGCGCGCGUGUGUGCGUGUGCGUUACUAUGGGUGUGUGCAAAUAGGCGUGUCUGGGCUGGUCCUGCGCGUGCUGAAUAUGUUGAGUGGUCUGUUUGAAUUCAUUUCUGUGACGUCUGGGGUCUGAUCAGACUUCAGUCUGCUUCAGACGCGUGUGUAGUCUGUUCCAGCGGCAGUCUGCGGCACUCGCGACUCGGUCAGACUGCAGUCUGUAGUCGGACCACAGUCUGGUCUAAUGGACCGACCUGCUGCCGUACCUUCUCCGCGUCGUGUGCCUAUUAUUAUUAUCACAGUUCACGCUCGCGUCGCGAAAUCGAGAGUCUAGCGUUUCAUUUAGAGAAUACAGUUGCAGCUGCUUCA